AUGCAAAUAUUUCGUCAAGAUCUUGAUCAAGCAUAUACAAUGGGUUACUUGGCAAAUGAUGAUAAUACAACUUUGCGUUAUCUUGAUUAUGCUGUGGCUGAACAACAAAUGCCUAUGACAGCUGCCAAUGCUUUUUGGCUUGAUGCUCUUCGUGAUUGUGAAAUCGAUCGACCUUUACAAUUACCAUUUGAUCGACAUCGUGUUUUUGAUGAACAUCGUACAGGUCCACUUGCUUCUUAUUAUACAUUCUUAUUUAAAUUAGCCAAUAAUGAAAAUCAUAUAUGUAUUGUUAUGAAUAAUUAUGGUCGUUCGAAACCUGAAUUAAUGUCAAUUAUUGGAAUGUUUGUUAAUGCACUUCCAAUGCGAUGUCAGAUUAAUUCUAAUCAUUCAUUUCGUGAAUUUGUAAAACAUGUACAUACCAUGGCAAAAUAA
Messenger RNA from Adineta steineri, 432 nucleotides. NCBI's taxonomy places the organism in Eukaryota, Metazoa, Rotifera, Eurotatoria, Adinetida, Adinetidae. The record is from the annotation of a GenBank genome assembly.